UUGAUCAGUCUACAGUUUAGCAACCAGGCGUUGGUUUCAUCUGAGUGUUUAGUGAGUUUCGAGCUUUUGAGACGAUGCCAAGUCAGUUACAGGUGUCGCUUAACCCCUCAAUACUUAUCACGCACGUGCGACUUGACUGAAUAACUUUUGAUCGAUGCACGGGCAACUUCAAACACCGCAGUUGACACAAACACAGACUGAACAACCGAGCAACCACCGCGCCGAGAGCGUGCCCAAAUCCAGAAUCAGCUUCCUCAUUAUCUCUGCUCACACGCCUCCACCCACCAAUACCACCAAGAUGUCUUUCGCUGGUAAAUGGGAAACCGAGACCCAGGAGGGAUACGAAGAGUUCUGCAAGCUGCUGGGUAUCCCCGAUGAAGUCAUGGAGAAGGGCCGCGACUACAAGCUGAUCACAGAUGUCACCCAGAACGGCAAUGACUUCACCUGGACCCUGGUUUACCCCACAAACGCCACGGUCACCAACAAGUUCACCAUCGGCAAGGAGAGUGAUAUGGAGACUAUUGGAGGAAAGAAAUUCAAGGCCACUGUGCAGAUGAACGGAGGCAAGCUGGACGUGACCUUCCCCAACUACCACCACACCACUGAGAUCGUUGGAGGCAAGCUUGUUGAGACCUCCAAAUCUGGUGCUGUAGUCCUGAAGAGAACCAGCAAGAAGAUCUAA
Molecule: messenger RNA, 682 nt
Organism: Pleuronectes platessa (European plaice)
Lineage: Eukaryota; Metazoa; Chordata; Actinopteri; Pleuronectiformes; Pleuronectidae
Product: gastrotropin
Exons: 5
Coding region: 155-682 (175 amino acids)
Biological process (GO): fatty acid transport
Cellular component (GO): nucleus; cytosol
Molecular function (GO): fatty acid binding
Source: RefSeq, a predicted model, not a curated record